Messenger RNA from Xenopus tropicalis (tropical clawed frog), 6568 nucleotides. RefSeq names its product ubiquitin specific peptidase 4 (gene usp4). Gene Ontology annotation, biological process: ubiquitin-dependent protein catabolic process; protein deubiquitination. NCBI's taxonomy places the organism in Eukaryota, Metazoa, Chordata, Amphibia, Anura, Pipidae. Gene Ontology annotation, molecular function: cysteine-type deubiquitinase activity. The record is from RefSeq and is a predicted model, not a curated record. Bases 153 to 3080 code for a protein of 975 amino acids. Gene Ontology annotation, cellular component: cytoplasm; nucleus. The transcript is spliced from 22 exons.
GCCGGGCGCUUUUCUCUUUCAGUGAGCGCGCACGCAUCCCUACAGCGCCUCAGCUCAGCCCAUGGUGGGGCGCGCACGCAUCCCUACAGCGCCACAGAUCAACCCAUGGUGGGGCGUGCGCGCUCCCCUAGCCGAAUAGUCGGAAAGCAGUUAUGGCAGAGGAAGGAGGUGGAGGUAGCGAAACGGGACCGGCACAGGGUAGCACACGAACACCCUCCCCAGCGCCGACACCGGAACCGGGCACAAGUGCGGACACUGAGACCCAAAAGGCCGAGCUCGGGGACUUACUGAAAUCAGCGCUAAAGAAAGGAGAUGAGUGGUAUCUCAUUGAUAGUCGAUGGUUCAAGCAGUGGAAGAAGUAUGUUGGUUUUGAUGCCUGGGACAUGUACAAUGUUGGAGAAAGCAGUCUCUACCCAGGGCCUGUUGACAAUUCAGGACUUUUUGCAGAUCACGAUACUCAGGUAUUGAAAGAGCAUCUAAUUGAUGAGCUGGAUUAUGUGUUGGUGCCAACCGAGGCCUGGAAAAAAUUAAUGAACUGGUAUGGAAGUGUUGAAGGACAGCAUCCAAUUGUGAGAAAGGUGGUAGAACAUGGUCUUUUUGUAAAGAACUGCAAGGUGGAAGUUUACCUCAUUGAGCUAAAGUUAUGCGAUGAUAGUGACCCUGAAAAUGUGAUUGCACGGCACUUCAGCAAAGCAGACACCAUAGAUACUAUUGAAAAGGAGAUGAGAAAUAUAUUUAAUAUCUCUGCUGAUAAAGAGACGAGGUUAUGGAACAGAUACAUGACUAACACAUAUGAACAGCUCACCAAAAAAGAAAGCACUGUGCAAGAUGCAGGACUGUAUCAGGGCCAGAUGAUAGUCAUAGAGCAAAGGAAUGCAGAUGGUACAUGGCCUAGACAGCCACAAACAAAGUCAAGCACAGCAACAAGUAGAAAUUUUGCUACCUCUGGAAAGCCAUCAACAAGCAGCUACUCUACAUCCUCUUCCAUGACAAAUGGAGACAGUAGUACCUAUUCUCAGAACAACAGUUCAGGCUUGAACAAAGGAGGAUACACUUCAUCUUAUAGUUCAUAUAGUUACAGGGAGCCAUCAUCACAGCCCGGUCUCUGUGGCCUUAGCAAUCUUGGGAACACUUGCUUUAUGAACUCUGCCCUCCAGUGUCUGAGUAACACCCCACCCUUAACAAGGUACUUUGUGACGGAUGAGUAUAAGAAGGAAAUUAACAGAGAAAAUCCACUUGGUAUGAAAGGGGAGAUUGCGGUGGCAUAUGCAGAACUGAUUCGGCAAAUUUGGUCUGGUGAACACUCUUAUGUGGCACCACGUAUGUUCAAAACACAGGUUGGCCGAUUCGCUCCACAGUUCUCUGGGUACCAGCAGCAGGACUCUCAAGAACUACUAGCAUUUCUCCUGGAUGGUCUCCAUGAGGAUUUAAACAGAGUCAAAAAGAAGCCAUACUUAGAGCUGAAAGAUGCUAAUGGGCGGCCUGAUUCUGUUGUGGCAGCUGAAGCUUGGGAAAAUCACCUGCGGCGGAACAACUCCAUCAUUGUAGAUAUUUUCCAUGGACUUUUCAAGUCUACCCUGGUGUGCCCAGAGUGUUCUAAAGUCUCAGUAACUUUUGACCCGUUUUGUUAUCUCACCCUUCCUUUGCCCAUGAAGAAAGAUCGCACCAUGGAGGUGUUCUUUGUUCGUUCUGACCCUCAUUGCAAACCAAAACAGUAUCGUGUGACAGUGCCGAAGAUGGGAGUUGUUUCCGACCUGUGUUCAGCUCUAUCUAAGUUAUCAGAAGUGCCAGCUGAAAAUAUGGUGGUUACUGAUGUCUAUAACCAUCGUUUUCACAAAAUAUUUCAAAUGGAUGAGAUGCUGAGCCACAUUAUGGAGAGAGAUGAUAUCUUUGUAUAUGAAGUUAAGCCUAGAAAAGCUGAAGAAUGGGUUACACUUCCCAUUUGCUUCCGAGAGAGACGGUACCGGCAGGCCACAUCAACCGGCACAGUCUUGUUUGGCCAGCCCAUAAUGAUAUCUGUUCCAAAGCACAAUCUCACUUUAGAUGUUCUAUAUGAAAUUGUGCUGGAGAGAAUACAACGGUAUGUAAAAAAUCCUCAUCCUGAGUCAUAUUCCUGCUCAAGUACGGACAGUGGGGCGUGCAAUGGCUCGAAUGGUAUAUAUGAUGAUGAGAUGGAUCAUCAAGAGGAGGAUGCAGAUGAUCAGGAAGAAUCUCAGGAAGAGACCAAUGGGCAAUCUGAUGAGAGUGUGGAAGAAGAAAACUCUGAGGGCGGGUGUAGCCCCUGUAACAAGAUGCCAAAGAAGGCCUUGGUGUGCCGCAAUAGGCUGUUCGCCUUCAGUUUGGUGAAUUCAUAUGCCACUGCAGACGUGGGAUCGAUGCCUGCCAAGGGAUACCUAAAACUCAGCUCUUUUGCCACAGUUGCCAUUGACUGGGAUUCUGAAAGCAAGAAAUUGUUUUAUGAUGAUCAGGAAGCAGAGGCUUUUGACAAACAUGAAUCAAUGACGCAACCUCAAAAGAAGAAAGUAACAGUUGCACUACGUGAGUGUAUACAGCUCUUUACAAAGACUGAGACCCUUGGGGAGCAUGACCCCUGGUAUUGUCCGCACUGCAAAAAACAUCAGCGAGCCACCAAGAAGUUUGAUCUUUGGUCCUUGCCAAAAAUCCUGGUGGUACAUUUAAAACGUUUCUCAUACAAUCGCUUUUGGAGGGACAAGCUGGAUGCUGUGGUUGAGUUUCCAAUCAGGGAUCUGAAUAUGUCCGAUUUUGUCUGUGACCCACAAGCAGGUCCCUAUGUGUAUGAUCUUGUUGCAGUUUCAAACCACUAUGGAGGAAUGGGAGGAGGUCAUUACACAGCAUAUGCAAAGAACCAGGAUAAAGGCCAGUGGUACUAUUUUGAUGAUAGCAGCGUCUCUCCAGCUUCUGAAGAUCAGAUUGUGACGAAGGCAGCCUACGUUCUUUUUUACCAGCGCCAGGAUAACAUUGAUUGUAAAAACUCCUCACCUGCAGCCUCAAUCAGCAGUCCUGCAGCGGAGGAAGAUUUGGAAGAGCGAGGAGAUUGUGACUCUAUGGACACCAUGUAGUGGUUUUAUCCUUCCUGUAGACAGCUGAGAAGGUGGCAAAUAUCCAGCAGACACUGAGACCUUUCUAAGUCACCUUAAUCUGUUUUACAUCUUUCUGCUCUGAGAUGUACAUACUUUGAACGAAACACGACAUGUGGGUCCCACACACCAGGAUUAACUAUGUCUACUUAAUCACUCUGGAUUUUUAUUUUUGGAAAAGGGGAACUGAAUUUAUUAAAUGAAAACCUCUGUUGUUCCUCUCAAAACAACCCGUGAAAGCAUCAGUUGUGGGAUGGAAAGCCAAAUCAUACAGAAAACUAUUCAGUAUAAGAGUCAUUGGUCAUAUAUGGUUUGGUGUCAUUUUUACUCAGCAAGGAGUAUACAGUUAGUCCCUUGACUUUACAUUACCUCCCCCAUGUGUACUUUGAAAAGGAAAAAAAACACCAGCCGCCUUUGCAAAGUAAUACAGAGUACUGUACCACUGGGUAAGCCCUGUGUAAGUCUGCAGGUGGGAUCACUGCUUCCAGCAAGAAAGUGUUAAAGAAGGGUGCCACAAGAUUGUUAAAUCUGUUCAUGGAAAUGUAUCUGCUUAGAAAGCAGGGUAACCUUUGUUUCUUCCCCCUUUCGGGCGGGUUAUAUUUAUUGCUCUUUAUUUUAACUGGACAGUCUCCCAAUUGGUUAAAGCGCCAUAUACACAAAUUGAAUGUGGAUUGCUGACAAGUGUGUUAACGCAGCCUUUUUACUUCCUUUUGUCAUUAUCCUCCUCUGAUUGCCUACAAUACACUGUCACUCGGUGCAGAGAUACGUAAAUCACCUGUGUACCUUCCUGGCAGCAAAGGGGUUAAUUUAGAGCACCCAUUUAAACUUAGACAAUUUAAUUUAUAGUUUGUAUUGUUUUUCAUGCCUGAAUAGCUGACUCAUUAAGUUGUGUACCUGCUGUGUGCCACGUGGUAGCACUGAGUUUUACAUGGGUUAAGCUGGUGUUGUUCAGCACAACUGGAAACACAAGGGUCCCUUGAAACCUUACCCAUAAUCAGUAGGUUGGGUAUUCCGACAUACAGCAGCUAAUAACCAAGUGUGGGUGGCAAAAAAUAUAUUUAUUUUUUAGAAAGGGUGGCAUGUAGGAUUCGUAACAGAGGCAGGGCCAAAUGCUCUUACACUGUGUCCCAUGAAACUUCUGUCUUUGCUGUACUGGUAAUAACAUAUGGGUGGGAAUAAUGCUGAAGACAAGUAGCUUUCUGAAGGGGAUUGUGCGUUGCUUUUGCGCAAAAUAACAUGCUAAAAUAUUUCCACUUUUUCCCAAAACUACAGCCUUUUCUUGCAUUCUACCUGCUUCUAAAUAUCUUAUAACUGGAUAUGGGUCAGUCUGAAGCUACUGCUGCGUGGAGUGGCCCUUACAGGGUUAAGCACAAUAACAGGGUAUGAAUUAAUUGGAACAGAUAUGGAUGGGUGGCACAAGGUGCUGCAUUAGAGCAACUGAUCUUACAAAGUGCACUUGCAAUUAUUUACUACUCAGUAGCAGACAUGCAUUGUAAUUGGUUCAUUGCUAUGAUGGUAUUCACUGCCAUGUUCAGAUCUUGAAAAGAUGCUGUGGAAAUGACAGGUAGCAAGCUAUAAAAGGCAACUAAAGCUUUGGCACUAUAUGGGUUUCUUAUGUUGGUGGUAAUACAUAGGCCUGAUGUACCGGUUACCAAGGACAGCUGCGUGUUCUUUCAGCUUCUCUAUCUGCUUAGGUGUUCGGCCCAUGCUGUAGUUAACCUGGUCACACACACGUGAUCACUCUCCCACCCCAAUACCCCAGGGUUAUAAAGGGGUACAGAGGGGCUUUGUUACUCUCCAUAGGGCUGCUGUGUGUGGGAGGCUAUGCAUUGUUACUGCUAACAUUGAUUUUCUAUGAAUGCUUGAUAUGGUUUAUACUGUAUAAAGAAUGGAAAGUUCUCUUUGCACCCACUCCUUUAAGGCCCAUUGAGGCCUCUGGAGAUAUGAAAGUUAUAUCAUCCUUUGUAGAUGGUAAAUCCUUGUGUAAUAUUACAAGAAGGCACCGGAACAGUGUAACGGCACGUCCUACCUCUGUUGGGUUUUCUUAGUGUGAUCUCCUAAUUUAGUCUGCCACUGUCAUGCCACCCUAGAAUGAAUUGAAAUUGCAAAGAAAUGUCUGUGACUGGUGAUCAGCUGUGUGUGUGCAUGAUCAGUUUGCAUAUCCUUGUAUGAAGGGGAGAGCUUUAAUUGCCAAGGGCUCUUACCCCCCACAUAGAGAGUAGCUGCUAGUGACAGUGGUCUAAUGGAGAAACAUCUGCUGGUCACUAGGCCACUGUGACACGUAUCAUCAUUUGUUUUUAAUGAAUCCAUUUUCUUGAUGAUGAUACCUUCAAAACAGGAUAAUAAGUUCCUCUGUUUAGUGGAGAUAACGUCUGUGAAUCAGUUCUCACCAAGGUCAAUGGCAGAUUGAUCAAUGCAGCUCAGUAUUAGUGACUGGAACGCCUUUUCCCUUGGCCCUUGAAGUUACCUACAGCAGCUUUGCUGCUAGUUAUAUUGUGGUGUUAUUACUUUUUUUUUUUUCUUUUUUCAUUUGAAGAGCUGUUAGGGUACAAGGUUGAAUGAGCCAAGCUGCUGGAAUGCUUGUGAAGGUAAGGUAGUCAUCCUAGCUGCCAGAUAGAUUAAAUGAAAGCUUUUUAGAGCUGUCAUUCAGAAAUCACCAAAAAAAAUGACCCAAAGCAAAGUGCAAUAGCACAGCACAGUCUCCCUGAUACACUUUAUUUGUAUAUUAACUUGCCCUUCAGUUGAAUGCAUUGGGAAGCCAUUGAUAUGCAAUGGCUCCCCUGUUGAAGGAAUUCCACACAUGUAACACAUUGCUUAACACACACACACACACACACACACACACACACGUCACAUUGGUCACAUUGGUCACUGCUAUACAAAUUUUAGAUUGCAGAGCUUACAGCCCUUUGCCAUUAAGUCUGGCCACAUGGUGGCUGUCACUGCACUAUUACAUGAGUCUGUGCUGCACUGGUUUCACUUAAAUAUAUAUAUAUUUUCUCUUAAUCUAUAUAUGUGGAAAAAUGAGUAUUUAAGUUAUCUAUUUCUUGGUCUUUUAACCCCUCUCCUGCCAGAAGGUCAACUUGUAUAAUGCAUAAAAGUGGUACAGUCUUCUCAGUCUUCUUCCAUAAUAAAGAUUUGAUCAUCACAUAGAACCAUUUAAGCUUUAGGUCACAUUUUUAAUUUAUGGCAAAAGUAUCGUUUGGCAGUGAGAUGGGCACCCGACUGCCAGCCAUCUGAUCAUAGUGUCACUCAUAGCCAUGUAAUGCAGCAUGUCAGAUUCUGUAUUAUUGCUGGAAGGUUAGGACAUGUGUUGGAAGAAGUCAUUAUCAGCUGUACAAUGAGUAGACUGCAUUGUGGUGCUGGGGGUUAUAGAAUUGUUCUUAUUUCAGACCUAUUUGUAAUGCUGGCACUUUUUGAGCAUCUGGCUUUAUUAUAUAAAGAGGAAAUAAAUGGGUGUUGGCAGCUUG